AUGGCUUCAUCCAAUCAACCAGAACUUUAUGUUCAACCAGCAACAGCUACAGGAAACCAAUAUUUUCUUAUUACUAUAACAAAUUAUCCGAAUCUGUUGCAGCGCACACAACAUUAUCAACAGUCACCGAAUCAGCAAUGGCAACAACGGUUGCGAGGUGGUAUGUUGGUACCAAAUAUACCAAUUCAUUUUGGAUUAGCUCAUACAGAAGAACAUGAAACAAUAUUAUAUAAUACAUUACGAUUCGAAUUAGAAGAAUCUAUUCGAGCAUACCUUCAACGAACUCGACGAUUAUAUCCUAUUAAUUUGGUUUUCGAUUUAUCGAACAUCGAACAACAGCGACGAUAG
Molecule: messenger RNA, 348 nt
Organism: Rotaria sp. Silwood2
Lineage: Eukaryota; Metazoa; Rotifera; Eurotatoria; Philodinida; Philodinidae
Source: the annotation of a GenBank genome assembly